Molecule: messenger RNA, 2817 nt
Organism: Stylonychia lemnae
Lineage: Eukaryota; Ciliophora; Spirotrichea; Sporadotrichida; Oxytrichidae
Source: the annotation of a GenBank genome assembly
AUGUGGGCAUACAAAUUUCUCAGAAAAGACACUCGCUUACAAGUGCCAACUUACAAGACUUUCCUUAAACAGAAUCAUGAUUUGCUCAAAUUAUGGUAUGAAGAGGAACAAGAACCAUUAGAAGAGAGAGUCAAUUUCUUGCUGAGAUGUUUCAGAUUCGGCAUAUAUGUUCUUCUCAUUUACAUCUUCGUUUAUACUCUAAUUGACCCUUAAGAUGAUUAUUACUCGAAUGAGUGCAAUAAAAGAGUAGAUUGUUAUACUGGCUGUAAUAUGGGCUAUUUUCCAGAGUUAGAAUGUACAUAGGUUGAAAAUAUUCGUUUUAAGUAUAAUGGUAUCAGAUUUGAUAGCUUUUACAUGUAUAAAAGACCAAACAUAACUAAAGGCUAAGCAGGAUUAGAUUAAUACAACAGUUGCAAAGCAUAUAUAUCAAAUAACGCAUUUUAUCCAUUCAUUCCCUUCUUAAAGCGAUAAGCCAAACUUCAUACAUGCUUUUCAUACUGCAUAAAUGGUGAUGAUGAUGCUAUUAUUGGAGAGACUAGACAAUAUUGUACUGACCUUCCCAUUAACCAAAGAGAUUAAAUCAUUUGCCUAUUUCCAAGUGAUUAAUGUGAAAAAACUAAGUUGUAAUCAGAAGUGGAUAUAGCAGAUGGUAUUUUUUCUCUAGCUCCAGGCAUUGCAAUUUUAGCUGCAAUAGUGGUAACUCCAAUUUAGUUUAUUUUUGAGUUUCUAUGCAUAAUUUUGGCGAAACUUAGAAUAAAAAGCAUUGAUAACACAUGGCAAAACUGCAGAGUUCUGCUAUUUCAAGUAUUCAUUAUAUUGUUUUUUGUAGCCAUCCUUGUCAUUUCUAUCGCUUUUAUUUCAGUAACAAUAUCAGCUGGCCGGCCAGAAUUAAUGUUUCCAACAAUGGCUUUGGCAGUAAUUCUUGACUAAUGCAAAUCUAUUGGAAUCUUGACUCUUUUAUAUAUAAUAAUAGUGAGAAGAUUCGGCUUUCUAUAAUCUAAUGAAGGUGAAUACUUAACCCCAGCAUUACUUGAAACUCCUAAAUAAGAGGUAUGGAUCCCAAAAUUGAAAGUAUUCUGCCUUAAAAUGCUAGAAAGUACAGGCUUUGAAACUUUGUCUAUGGUAUUGAUAUCAUUUUAUACUAUUUUCAUCUUGUUUUGGCUGACUAUGGCUGAUAUAUUCAGUAUUGAUGAGUAGAUAUUGUCUAAAAUUGAUACUGCUUUCUUAACAAUGUUUUUCACUGAAAUUAUUUUGAAAAGCUUUGCCAGCAACUUCAUGUACUUAGUUGAUGUAUUUAAUGCCUUUGAUGCUGCAAUCGUCUUAAUUUCAGAAGUUCUUAAUAUUAUUGGUAUAAUUGCAAAAGGUCUUGGAGUAUUAAGACUUAUUAGAGUUGUUGUAAUAACAAUAAGAAAAAUUACUGGCAAUACCUCAAAGUUACGGCAUUAAUCAAAGAAUAUAAACCCUGUUGAAUCUGUAAUGAAAAUUCUUUAGUCUAUAAUUGAUCUCAGGGAAAUUUCUCAAUCAAUAAAGAAAGAAGCCAAAUGGGCAAUAGAAAUUAUUGAAUCUAAUAAGCUUUAUGAACUUAACUUUGAUAUGGCGAGUGAAGAGAAAAAUAUGGAUGUUGAAGCAAAGGCCUGGCUUAAUAUCACAACAGAAGCAGCAAAUGACACAACUUAAUGGUUUGAAAGAGACUUAGAUGAUUUUUUGAAAGAAAUCCAUAGGGAAAAUGAUGAAUAAGAUCCAAAUAAACUCGAAGAGGAAGAGGAAAGAAUCAAGUAAAUUCUUAAUGUACAGCCAAGGAUGUGGAAUAAUGCUUUGAAGAUGAUGGAUGACUUUGAUAAAUGGGACUUUGAUAUCUUUAAGUAUCAUGAAAACCUAGGAGAAGCUACAAUCCUGCAUUUCGGUUUUAAGCUUUUUUAGAUUUAUGGCUUGCUGGAAAAGUUUUCAAUAGCGGAUAAUAAUUUCUUCAAUCUACUAACAUAGAUAAAGAAUUCAUUCUACGAAAAUAAUACCUAUCAUAACACUUUGAGAGCUAUUGAGGUAACUAGAAACUUCCACUAUUUUGUCAAACAUGGAGAACUAAUGAAUCACUUAUCUGAUUUAAACAUAAUGGCGGCGUAUUUGUCCUGUCUCAUGCAUGAUCUUGGCCAUCCUGGAGUAAACAAUACAUACUUGAUAGCAACUAAGCAUCCUAAAUCAAUCAGAUAUAAUGAUAAAUCAGUCUUAGAAAAUCAUCAUUGCGCAAUGACUUUCAAGCUUUUACUCGAUCCAUAGAAUGAUAUUUUUGAACUUCUAAGUGAGGCUUAAUAUUGGAACGUUAGACAAAUCAUCAUAAAAAUGAUUUUGGCUACUGAUAUUUCUCAUCAUUUCGAUUAAAUAAUGGCAUUUAGAGGCAGAUUGUCUACUAAAAAAUUCCCAGAAGAAACUAAUGAGGAUAAAUAGUUAAUACUAAAUAUGGUCCUCUACGCUUCUGAUCAUGCAAAUCCUUGCAAAAACUCAAUUUAAUACUUCAGAUGGAUGGCGGCUGAAAUGGAAGAGUAUUAUUAAUAAGGAGACAUUGAGAAAAAACUUAACUAUACAGUUACCCCAUAUUUUGACAGGACAACUUGCAAUCCCUUUGUUUAUCAAAAGGGUUACAUAAGUGUUAUUGUUGAGCCAUUAUAUCUGACUUUACUUGACUUCUUACCAGCACAAUGCAAAUAGGAUACCUGGACUAAAGGCUUGGAAGAAAAUAAAGCUUUAAUCGAGUAGAAAAUCGAAGAGACUAAAAAUCUCGUAAAUGUAAGUAUGAGCACACAUGAGCUUGUGUAGGAUUGA